Molecule: messenger RNA, 417 nt
Organism: Suillus discolor
Lineage: Eukaryota; Fungi; Basidiomycota; Agaricomycetes; Boletales; Suillaceae
Exons: 3
Coding region: 1-417 (138 amino acids)
Source: RefSeq, a predicted model, not a curated record
AUGGCACCGCGCAAACAGCCCCUCCUUCCACUCAACCUAGUUGAAGCAACCUUCAUGCUACCCGAGAUUUCUGCACUCCUUUCAAUGUCCAACCUCAUCAGUUCACGCACCCAGCAGCUUCAGAAACAAGACAAUGACCUUGCAAUUGCUCAUCAACACCUUCUCAACAGCCAUCUCACAUCAAUCGAAGCUGCCUCAAAUGCAAAAUGCAAACCUCAUUAUUUUGAACCUAUGGUCGUUGUUUCAUGGUCUCAAGGCAGCUCUUACAGACUCGCAGAAGUCGAUGGCAGCCUUUUGAAGCUGAAGUUUGCUGCUUUCCAUCUCAUUCCUUACCACCCACACUCUCGGACUUCAAUCAAAGUCACUCAGUAUAUCGACCCUCAAAGCCUAACAGGCAUCAUACCAGACAAUGAAUAG